Molecule: messenger RNA, 1215 nt
Organism: Malaya genurostris
Lineage: Eukaryota; Metazoa; Arthropoda; Insecta; Diptera; Culicidae
Gene: Osi10a
Exons: 3
Coding region: 1-1215 (404 amino acids)
Source: RefSeq, a predicted model, not a curated record
AUGAUCGUUCCAAAAGUGCAUCUGUUUGGUGUGCUUGGUUCGUGGUUGUUAAUCGUUGUAAUAAUCUUCGAUAAGCCAGCUUCCGCCGAAUUGGCAACGUUCGAUUACUGCAUCAAAGCGAAUCCGUCGGUUGGAUUGCUGCAGUGUGCUGGCCAGCAAGCGUUAGCAUCCUUACAGUUCCUUGAAGAAGCCAGCAAUCUAACGUUGACUAGUGGUUUGCAAAUCAUCAAGGAUGAAUCGAAUCCCUCAGCGCGGAUCUUACCCAAUUUCGUCGAUCAUGAUCCGUUGGAUUUUCGAGGAAUCCUGGAGAAUGCCGGAGCCAUGAUUUCGCAACGACAGCUUCUCUGGGAUAUGGGCAUCAUUUACCCAGGGUUGAAGCUCAAACUGGGACCGUCGCUGGGAGCUGCCGGGGUGCUGGAAUUCGUGUUGGAUCCGAGCACACGUAACGGCGAGCGGUCGUACUUCGAGGAAAAAUCAACAGCACGCAUUUUGACACGGAACUUCAUCGUUCCGUUUCUGCUCGGGCUCAAGUUCAACCUGGCCACGCUGCUGCCGCUGGUGUUCGGCGGUUUGAUACUGUUGAGCAAGAAAGCUCUGAUACUGGGUAAAAUAGCUCUGUUCGUGUCGGGUUUGUUCGGCUACGGAAGUCUCUAUACGCCUGGAAUCGGCUAUGGAUUCGCUUCACCGGGGCUCGGGGCUGGCUUCGGUGGUUUCCCGUACAAGCCGUACCGGUACAGUGAUGCCCUUAGCGAUAAACCGGACUGGAGUGGACAGCAUCAGCAUUAUCAGCACAGCCCUCCCAGCCAUCAAAGCGACGGUGGCUAUCAUCACCACGAGAGUCACUUACAAAGCGAUGACAGCACCGGUGGCGGCUAUACCUCUUUCGGUAAGAAAACGGACAAAUUUCUUAACUUGGACGAACGGUUGGAGCCGCAAGCUUCCAGUAUGGUAGAUAAAUUUUACGAGUUCGAAAAGCAGCAGAUGAUGAACGACCGAACGUCGAGAUUAUUCGAGAGAAAAUUCUACGAAGCCAACCAAGAGAAGCUGGGCGAUGGCGGUGGAGGUGCCAGUGGGAAUGCGCCUAGUUCUAGUGAAUUACCGAAAGGAGAUGGUUACACGUUUGUGACUGCUACCGCUACCGACAGUGGAGAUCGAAAUGGACGAUCACUUCCGAUGGACGGUGGAUACAGGAAUUUCGCUUGGAGCGAAGCAUGA